AUGAGGUUUUCUCACACGGUUCCCUUUGAUCCCGAAGAAUUCCUCCGGCCUGUUCAUCAGUCAGACUUGGUGGACAGGUUUUAUAGCAAGCUGGCAGCAGAGUAUGAGGCGGCCGCUUCAGCUUCUGCUUCUGGACUUGCAGAGGAGGGACUCCUGCCCUGGCGUGAGUCUGGUGCGGCCUUUUCCCUUUCGCCCACCACGAGAUCUGACGCCAUGGCGCAGUCCCGGUCCUUUGGCCUGGCUGAGAGUUCUUAUGGUCACUCCCGGAAGGGCAGCAGUGCUGGCGGCGAGGCCGCAUCCUAUGGCAACUUAGUGGACGCGCAGGACACCGACUAUAGUCACUUUAGUCAUUUCACUUCGAAGUUGACAGAUGCAGAUGGUCGUUCCCUUAAGGUUCAUACAGAGCCUGAGGUCCUCCAAUUGGAGCACCCGGAGCGCACCUUGGCGCGCACCGCCAGCGACCGGGAAUCCAUCAGCGAUGGCCUCGCGAGCCGUUCGCCGGGCUCGGGACGGCCGUCGGCGGCGCCGACGGUGACCACCGUGGCGAGGGCGGACCGCAGGGGCUCCCGCAGCGCGCCGUUGAUCAGCUUGGAGGAUCUUGAGAUUGAACAGGUGGAGCAGGCGGUCAUUGUGACGCCCACCAACCAGCUGAAGCAGAAACACCUGGUUUUUGCGAUGGUGCAUGAGGAGGAACAGCCUGUUUUAAAGCCGCAGCUCAAGUCCGUCCACUUCGUGGGGGUGGAUUCCAACGUGGCACCUGAGGAGAGCCCCAACCGAAACCGCCUCUCUACUGGAGCCGGACCCCUGCCUCCCAGAGAGGAGAAGGAAGUGGAAACUUCAGCCAGUAACGUCCCUUCAGAGGCUCCCGCUGGAUCAAAAUCCGCGAGUGGCACCUCUGAGUCGAAUGUCCAGGAUGUCCACAUAGAGCUGGAGAUCGAGGAC
Cladocopium goreaui is the source of this 942-nucleotide messenger RNA. The record is from the annotation of a GenBank genome assembly. Lineage: Eukaryota; Dinophyceae; Suessiales; Symbiodiniaceae.